Messenger RNA from Crotalus tigris (Tiger rattlesnake), 849 nucleotides. Its product is annotated as vespryn. The coding region runs from base 1 to 657 and encodes 218 amino acids. The record is from RefSeq and is a predicted model, not a curated record. Gene Ontology annotation, molecular function: protein binding. The transcript is spliced from 3 exons. NCBI's taxonomy places the organism in Eukaryota, Metazoa, Chordata, Lepidosauria, Squamata, Viperidae.
AUGUCUCCUUCUGCUGGGCUCCAAUUUAGUCUAUACUUCCUACAAACAAAGAAAGUCCUGUGGAAGCUCACAGGACUCUGUUACAUACUCCUGUUCACACUAUGCUUUUUUGCUGACCAGGAAAAUGGUGGAAAAGCUCUAGCUUCACCCCCUGGGAUAUGGAAAAGAGCUGAUGUGACGUUUGACUCAAACACAGCAUUCAGCUCACUGGUUGUGUCAGCAAACAAGAAGACUGUGAAAAAUGUGGGUGUCCCCCAAGUUGUGCCAGACAAUCCGGAGAGAUUCAACAGCAGCCCCUGUGUGCUGGGGUCUCCUGGAUUCCGAUCAGGGAAACAUUACUUUGAAGUGAAGUAUGGCACACAAAGGGAAUGGGCUGUUGGGAUAGCUGGGAAGUCUGUGAAGAGAAAAGGAAAUCUCAUGCUUGUCCCUGAAGAACGGAUUUGGCAAAUGGGUCUCUGGUGGCUUCGGCACCUGGAAACUGAUCCUGGCAGGGUUCACAGCACCUCUGGAAAGAUUACUGUGUUUGUGGAUUACAAUGGGGGAAAUGUGAUUUUUGACCUUAAUCAUAUCAACACUACCCUCAAGGCGAAUUUCAAUGGGGAGGAAGUUGUACCCUUUUUCUAUUUAGGGGGCACUGUUUCACUCACAACUCUUUAAGAAGUUACAGUUCUUGAUUAAAACAAGGACUUCUCUCUACGCAACCUUUGCAACGCCUGUUCAAGCUUUUAAUAAUCUUUGGCUUUGGGAGGAUAAUCAUGUACAGGUAGGGCUGAACUUACAACCGUUGGUUUAGUGACCAUUUAAGUUACAAUGGAACUGGAAAAAAAACUUAUGACCACUUUUCACGCU